GUCUCAGUCUAUCAUUAUAUCAUACUAGUCUCAAUCUAUCACUACUUAGCACUAGUCUCAAUCUAUCACUAUUUAGUACUAGUCUCAAUCUAUCACUAUUUAGUACUAGUCUCAAUCUAUCACUACUUAGUACUAGUCUCAGUCUAUCAUUAUAUCAUACUAGUCUCAAUCUAUAACUACUUAGUACUAGUCUCAAUCUAUCACUACUUAGUACUAGUCUCAAUCUAUCACUAUUUAGUACUAGUCUCAAUCUAUCACUAUUUAGUACUAGUCUCAAUCUAU
This is a messenger RNA of Lottia gigantea (owl limpet), 282 nucleotides long. RefSeq lists its product as hypothetical. The record is from RefSeq and is a predicted model, not a curated record. The transcript has a single exon. Lineage: Eukaryota; Metazoa; Mollusca; Gastropoda; Lottiidae. The annotation marks the transcript as partial.